Molecule: messenger RNA, 9253 nt
Organism: Tachyglossus aculeatus (Australian echidna)
Lineage: Eukaryota; Metazoa; Chordata; Mammalia; Monotremata; Tachyglossidae
Gene: HDAC4
Product: histone deacetylase 4
Exons: 27
Coding region: 211-3501 (1096 amino acids)
Biological process (GO): negative regulation of transcription by RNA polymerase II; chromatin organization
Cellular component (GO): histone deacetylase complex
Molecular function (GO): histone deacetylase activity
Source: RefSeq, a predicted model, not a curated record
CAGCUGAAGAUACACUGCUAUCCUUUUCGGAUUACUUUGUUUACAAGACAAUGUCCAUGUGACUUGGAGUCUACCAGGCGGUUUUGACCUAAGCCCCCUCCCCACUUUUCUGUACUUUUAUGUAUUGGUGGGGCAUUGGAGCUUUUUGGAGCUGUGGUUUGUGUGGAAAUUUUGAUCCGUUUUGAAUCAAAGGAGUAGACAGUUCUAGCAAUGAGCUCCCAAAGCCAUCCAGAUGAUGAUGGGAUUUUUUCAGAUGGACUUUCUGGCCGAGACCAGCCAGUAGAGCUGCUAAAUCCACCCCGAGUGAACCACAUGCCUAGUACUGUGGACGUGACCACAGCCCUGCCCUUGCAAGUCGCACCCUCUGCCGUGCCCAUGGACCUCCGUUUGGACCACCAGUUUUCCAUGCCGGGGAGUGAACCCACGCUCCGAGAGCAGCAGCUCCAGCAAGAGCUUCUUGCCCUGAAGCAGAAGCAGCAGAUCCAGAGGCAGAUCCUCAUCGCAGAGUUCCAGAGGCAGCAUGAGCAGCUUUCUCGCCAGCACGAGGCUCAGCUUCAUGAACACAUAAAACAGCAACAGGAAAUGUUAGCCAUGAAACAUCAGCAGGAGCUUCUGGAACAUCAGAGGAAACUGGAACAGCAUCGCCAGGAGCAGGAGCUAGAGAAGCAGCAUAGAGAACAGAAGUUACAGCAGCUCAAAAACAAAGAGAAAGGGAAAGAAAGCGCUGUAGCAAGCACAGAAGUCAAAAUGAAGUUGCAAGAGUUUGUCCUCAAUAAAAAGAAAGCCCUGGCACACAGGAAUCUGAAUCAUUGCAUUUCCAGCGAUCCUCGCUACUGGUAUGGGAAAACUCAGCACAGUUCCCUGGACCAGAGCUCUCCCCCACAAAGUGGAGUGUCCGCCACCUACAAUCACCCCGUGCUGGGAAUGUAUGACUCCAAAGAUGACUUUCCUCUUAGAAAAACAGCCUCUGAACCCAAUCUGAAAUUACGAUCCAGGCUAAAGCAGAAAGUUGCUGAAAGACGGAGCAGCCCCCUGUUACGCAGGAAAGAUGGCCCAGUGGUUACUGCUCUUAAAAAGCGUCCAUUGGAUGUCACAGAUUCUGCCUGCAAUAGCGCUCCUGGGUCUGGUCCCAGUUCUCCCAACAACAGUUCCAAUAAUAUCAGCAAUGAGAAUGGAAUUGCUGGAUCUGUCACAAGUAUUCAAGCAGAGACCAGUUUGGCUCACAGACUUGUGAAUCGUGAAGGCUCAGUAACACAACUUCCCCUUUACACAUCGCCCUCCUUGCCCAACAUAACAUUAGGACUGCCUGCCACUGGCCCAUCCAGUGGGGGAUCAGGACAGCAGGAAGCCGAGAGACUUGCUAUUCCAGCCCUACAGCAGCGGAUCUCCCUCUUUCCCGGCACCCACCUCACUCCUUACUUGAGCACUACGACGUUGGAGAGGGAUGGGGGAACGGCACACAACCCUCUUCUGCAACAUAUGGUCUUACUGGAACAGCCAGCCGCACAAACCCCCUUAGUCACAGACUGGUAUCUUUCAGGCCUGGGAGCGUUGCCCCUCCACGCACAGACUCUGGUUGGCGCCGAUCGAGUGUCCCCGUCAAUACACAAGCUGCGGCAGCAUCGCCCACUGGGGCGCACCCAGUCUGCUCCCCUGCCCCAGAAUGCCCAGGCUCUGCAGCAGCUAGUGAUCCAACAGCAGCAUCAGCAGUUCCUGGAGAAACACAAACAGCAGUUCCAGCAACAGCAACUGCACAUUAACAAGAUGAUACCCAAAGCAAAUGAACCAUCCCGCCAGCAUGAAAGUCACCCCGAGGAGACUGAGGAGGAGCUCCGGGAACACCAGGCACUUUUGGAGGAGCCGUACUCUGACCGGAUUCCCAACCAGAAGGAGGCCCAGGCGUUAGCCAACAUAGUGCAAGUGAAGCAAGAGCCUAUUGAGAGUGACGAGGAGGACACGGAACUGCCCCAGGAGGUGGAGCAAGGGCAGAGACAAGCCGAACAAGAACUACUCUUCAGACAGCAAGCGCUUUUACUGGAACAGCAACGGAUCCACCAGUUGAGAAACUACCAGGCAUCGAUGGAAGCAGCAGGAAUCCCUGUUUCCUUCGGCAGUCACCGGCCUCUGUCCCGUGCACAGUCUUCUCCUGCGUCUGCUACUUUUCCCAUGUCUGUACAGGAGCCACCCACUAAACCAAGGUUCACAACAGGUCUUGUUUAUGACACCUUGAUGCUGAAACACCAGUGUACCUGUGGAAACACCAAUAGCCAUCCUGAACAUGCUGGUCGAAUUCAGAGCGUUUGGUCCCGGCUUCAGGAGACUGGCCUCCGCGGCAAGUGUGAGUGUAUUCGUGGAAGAAAGGCAACUCUGGAAGAGUUACAGACGGUUCACUCUGAAGCCCAUACCCUGCUUUAUGGCACAAACCCCUUGAACAGACAGAAACUGGACAGUAAGAAACUUCUAGGUUCUUUAACAUCAGUUUUUGUAAGGCUCCCUUGUGGUGGUGUUGGAGUGGACAGUGACACCAUAUGGAAUGAAGUGCAUUCAUCUGGGGCCGCGCGCUUGGCAGUAGGCUGCGUCGUGGAGCUUGUCUUCAAAGUGGCCACUGGAGAGCUGAAGAAUGGCUUUGCUGUAGUUCGGCCUCCAGGUCAUCAUGCGGAAGAAAGUACACCAAUGGGCUUCUGCUAUUUUAAUUCCGUGGCGAUUGCAGCUAAACUUCUCCAGCAGAGACUGAAUGUUAGCAAGAUCCUUAUAGUCGACUGGGAUGUGCACCAUGGGAAUGGUACUCAACAAGCUUUUUACAAUGACCCUAACGUUCUUUAUAUUUCACUACAUCGCUAUGAUGAUGGGAACUUCUUCCCAGGGAGCGGAUCACCUGACGAGGUUGGCACAGGACCAGGCGUUGGCUUCAAUGUCAAUAUGGCUUUUACUGGUGGCCUUGAUCCACCAAUGGGAGAUGCCGAGUACUUAACAGCUUUCAGAACGGUAGUAAUGCCAAUCGCUAACGAGUUUGCCCCUGAUGUGGUGCUGGUAUCUUCUGGCUUUGAUGCAGUAGAAGGCCAUCCUACGCCUCUUGGAGGCUAUAAUCUAUCAGCAAAGUGUUUUGGGUACCUGACGAAGCAGCUGAUGGGAUUGGCUGGCGGCCGGAUUGUUCUGGCCCUUGAAGGAGGUCAUGACCUGACAGCUAUUUGCGAUGCGUCUGAAGCAUGUGUUUCUGCUUUGCUGGGAAACGAGCUUGAUCCUCUCCCAGAAAAGGUUUUACAACAAAGAUCAAAUGAGAACGCAGUCCACUCAAUGGAAAAAGUCAUUGAAAUCCACAGCAAGUACUGGCGUUCACUGCAGCGCUUUUCCUCAACAGUGGGAUAUUCCCUAAUUGAGGCUCAGAAAUGUGAGAAUGAAGAGGCUGAGACUGUAACUGCUAUGGCCUCGCUGUCAGUCGGUGUUAAGCAAGCUGAAAAGAGACCCGAUGAAGAACCAAUGGAGGAGGAGCCACCCCUGUAGCAUCCAUCUUGAAGCUGCCGUUCUCUUGUUUGUUCGUCUUUGUCUUGGAGUUCUGCCAAGAAAAUUUCUCAUGUUACUCCUGCGUCCUGUCAUGGUGUUCUUCCAGAAUACAAAAGGACAACCAGGUGUAAAACAACGCAAAUGGAAAAGUCUUUCUGCAAACACACACAUACACACAAACACACACACACACACACACACACACAGUAUAUAACAUAUAAAAUGAAACAAAUGGUGGUGAAGAGCAAAAUCUCAUAAGACGAACAUGAAAAGCUGAGCACUCUUAGCUGUCCCCAAAUGGGACACCAUAAGGAGAGAGUGAAGUCUUUGGCAGAGUUGCCAAAUUUUACAAAAACAAACAGAAAAGAAAAAGGAAAAUCAAAGAUCUAAUAACACAAAAACAAACUUGAUUAAAACUGGUGCUUAAAGUUUGAUUACCCACAAUUCCACAAUCUCCGUUUGAACCACUCGACUCAUCUUGUAGCGUGUUCGUUGGGUUUUUCUUUUCUUUUUUCUGUUUUUAUGGCUCUCACCCAGCCUGUGGGUCACAGACGUUCUCUUUGAAACCAUGACAAUGUACAAUGGUGUAUUUUUAAUGGGGAGAGGGGAAAAGAAGACUAAUCUUUUUUUAUAGAAGAAAAUAAAAGAUAGCCCGAGAAGAGUCGGCUUUAGUUUCUCAAAGCCAUCUGAGGUUGAGAGUUUGUGCCUUUUUUUUAAUGAUCUGAUGGAUUCCACGGGGCUGUUUUUUCUGGAGUUUGAGGAACAAUGCCUUAAGAAAAAAUAAACAGCAGGAGUUUGGGAAAGAUUUUCCCUGGGCUGGUGAAGCCAAGAACUGCCAUCAGCAAGGAAGAGUCUUCGGCUUGUGCUGCCAUGAUCAAUGAAAGCAGGCGCCGGCUGGAGCUUCUCCAAAGUCGUCUCCGAGUUUGGAUUUUUCCAUUUUGUUUUAUUGCUGUUUGACAAAAAAAAUGGAGGUAGUUGCCAACAAAGUGGCAAAUACUGUUGGGUGUUUGAAGUUCAGCAAAUUUAAGACAACUCUAAAGUGUUUUCUCUCCUACGUUAUAUAGCAGUUGAACCUAUCAAUUUGGUUGUUGAAGCAUGUAAUAGGCACACUUGCAGUUUUAAGAUUGGAAUGCUUUUUAUUAAAAGCAAUUAGCAUGAGGUAUUGCUUAAAUUUUAGGUAUAAAUAUAUAUAUAUGUAUAAUGUAUAUUCCAAAUGUAUUCCAAGCUUAGAAACUUGAUUCUUAUGAAAUCUUGAUAAAAUAUUUAUAAUGCAUUUAUAGAAAAAUAUAUAUAAUAAAUGCAGACUGUAAAAGUAACCAUUGAGAGGUCCCUAGUGAGUGACUUAUUUGAGAAUUGGAAUGUAAAGGUGUUUUUGGAGGGGGAUCUAGUUGGAAACUUGAGAGUAUUUUUGAACUAUGGAUUGGAAAGCUUUCAGAUCGCCAACACAUUAGCCACUGGGCAACUACCCUAGAAGUAUGUAUUUUAAUUUAAAGUUUCUAGUUUGAUUUCUUUUCUAAUGGAAACUUCCUCACACACAAAUGAGUUUUUAUAGCAAGGAAUAUAAAUUUGCAGUUGAUUUUUUUUUUUGUAUUGAUACUUCACCAGAAAGAUCCUGAGCAAACCUUGUUUCUGUGAAUUAUACAUUUAUUUUCCAUUUGACAGUUCUUUUUUCCUGAAUGGCAAUAUGAUCUAAACCCCCCUUUCCUUCCUUAAUUUUUGCUUGUACAUUUUUUUAAACUUUUUUAAGUUUUUUAUUAGUUUCUUUUUUGUACAGUGAACAGCUUUCUGCAGGCGUAAAGAACUGUUGCAGUUUGUCAGAGUUUAUUUUCAGAAAGUGAGCAUUUAAUGAAAAGGGGGAUCUGAUGGUCUCUUUUGUAUAAUGAUACCAAUGAUUGUAUAAUUCCUAUGUUCUGUUAUAGUAGCUAUAUAAAGAAGUAAGGAGUUUUCUUACCUUAACAUAGUAGUAUUACAAUGGGUGAUGUAUUAUAUCCUCCGUUUAGAUUGUGAUGAGGAUUAUAUAUGGCAUUUUGUAGCUGCACUGUGGAAGGCUUGCCAGACAAUAUUGGGCAACUAGCGUUAACAAAAAUCAUCUGAAAACUUCUUCCCCAGAUACCAUUGUCAAGAUAGAAGCCAAUCUUUCUUUCCCCAAAGACCUUGGGAGAUAAUGGUUCAUAAGAAUAUCACCAUUGAAAGGGGAUCCAUAGUUUAUCUCCUCUUCCUGUUGAGGUUUUUUCCUACUACCAAUGGCUUGAGCCCUCUCUAAAAAGGCAGCAGCAGAUGCUCAAUUUUACACUAGGUGACUUCAGCAGACCUAAGGGACACAGAGACCCUUCCAAUACAAAGUAGGAUAGUACAGAGCCCUCAUCUGAAUGAACAGAAUCCUUUGUUUUAUUUUCUACGUUUUAUUUUUGGAUUCUUUUUAUUGCCUUUUUGUUACAACUGACAGGGUCACUUACCAAUAACUUAUUUUGCAGGAAUAGAUGUCAAGUUUUCUUUCCAUUUGAAACCCAUUUUCAAAGUGAUUGUUGAGCUUUGGUUUUUUGGUCCGUAUGGCGGUGUUUUCAGAUAGACACUACUUGCAUUGAGUUUUCGCGAACCCCAAAACGUGUAAAUUCCUAAUUCACUGGGUCUAACAUUUCCACAACAGCAAGAGUUGAGCACAAAGAUGAAAUUUCUCUGUAGAUGUCUGACUUUGCUGCUAUAGGUCUAAACUUCAAUUCACUGUGGGAUCCUUUGAUUUCUGCCAAUGAAAUUUUUGCCCAGUUCUGUAGAAAAUAUGCAGAGCCCACAUUUCUUGGAGACUUUCUCAUAUCAUUCUCUGUAAUUCAGCCUGAUACUGAUCACAGUAGGAAAAUCAGUCUCCGCUCCACGUUCUUCCUUCGGUGAAAGCGGUUGCUUGCCGAGCUGAGUGGGCUUGCAUGCUUGCGAUACUUGGGAAAAACUGGGCCUUUCUGGUGCCAUGUUACUUUCAGAUUCAGUGUGUUCGACUCAUUUAGCAGAAUUUUGUUGUCAGUCCGAGGACCUUUAGAGACGUGUCAUCUUUCACUGGUCACCCGCUCCAGAAGGGUAGAAAUUGGUAAGGCCUUCUCGUGUCACGGUUUUCUUUUUUAAUGGCCUUUCAAGCCGAGCGCUCCCUCCCGACGUGUGGCCAUAUCUGGUGCCGAAACGUGACGGGGUGGGGGGGAUUCCCCCAGCUCUUCAUUGUGGGGACCACUGCUCUUUGGAUGAAUCGCUCUCCUUCCUUACCCAGUUGCCUCUCUGCCACCUUUGGAAAGGUUGCCAGAGCCCUGCCUGACCUUGGGCGGCCGCGCUCACAGAGCAAGCCCUCGUGCUUAGAGGGCAACACUGUGGACACCCUCGGGAGCAGCUAGUAGGAUGUGCUCAAGCAGCUAGUGGCCACCUGCCACCGUUUCCCUUUCAGAAAGCCACCCUUUGGAGCCCAAGCGUGUUGAACCUCCAUGAUGUGCCUGAGCUCCACCAGCAAAGACCUCCGCAGCUGCUUCUCAGUCCAGCUCCUAAGCCAUUGGGGUGGCCCCUUCACAAUCCAGCUGGCCCAUUUGGAAAUAGGCCCCAUUUCUAGGCACUCUGGGUUCAGUGGGGUCUGUUUAACAAGGGCCGCCCUGCCAUUUUGAUUUUCUUUUAGCCGUUUGUGAAGGAAGGAAUAUCUUCAUGGUCUGAAACAAACAAGUCUGAGUUUCGCGGUACCCAGUACUAGCAGCUGAGAUUUUGUUGUUGUUGUUGUUGUUGUUUUCGAUACGAAACAUUCCUUUUUUUAUUAGUCACAGUCAUGUAUUCAUUCCAUCCUUCCUUUUGUAAACCUUGGGCCCACAUGUUUUACGGGCAUUGAUAUAUAUAUAAAUAUAUAUAUAAAUAUAUAUGAAUAUAUUUUUUUAAGUUUCCUACACCUUGAGGUUGCAUGGUCUGUAAGGUUGGCAUGUCUUUAUAUUGUAUACAGAUUUUGCACGCCAAACUUGGCAGCUUUGGGAAAGAAAAAAAGACCUGUUUCUUUUUCCUCUCAUAGCAUCUGCAGAUACAGAGGUGGAACAUUUUCUGUCAAACAAAACAUGGAAGGAGAGUGGGGGAAAAAAAGUUUGCGUCUUACUGAAAUUAUUCUUAAGAAAUCUGCUUUUUAUUGUAAGAAAAAAGAAAAAGGACUACUUAAACAUUUGUCAUUUUAAGAAAAAAAGUUUAUCUAGCACUUGUGACAUACCAAUAAUAGAGUUUAUUGUAUUUAUGUGGAAACAGUGUUUUAGGGAAACUACGCAGAACACAAAAAGUAAACUGCCUGUGUCUUUGAAAAUGAUUUUUGAGGGUUUUUUUGGGUUUUUUUCCUUUUAAUUUCUUUUAAGUGGGGGUAAGGUGGGCACACCCUUUGUCAGCGAUUGUAAUAGUUCGUUCGGAUGAAAAAUGACAUGGACUUUAAAGAGUUAACCUUUCAGCACAGCUGUGUUAACUUUUUUAAUUACUUUUAGAUGAUGUAUUGAUAGAUUUCACUUUAAAAUAAGCAGUCGUGUACUGUGCAAGCACUGUGGUUUAAAAAUAUACUUUGCAUCGAAAGGAAAAAAAAAUGUUUCUUCAUUGUUAUGAAGCUGAGCUUGUUCUCAGUCCAGCUUCACUUUGUCUUUGAUAUUGAUUAAAAAGUAUCCUAUUGAAAGAAAAUAAAUCUAACUUUUUUUGUGUGCUCCAUAGUGGAGGCGCUAUUUUCCAAUUUAUGAGGAUGACAAACUUAUAUAUAUAUAAUAUAUAUAUAUAAAGGGCAGGGGGGUCGAAACAUUAUUCACCCAAGAGCUUAUUACAGAUAUGUAGUAUCAAAUGUUGUAACUAUAUUAUAUUCUACUUUAUACCUAUACAUGCUCAGUAUGGUCUCACCAUUGGUAGCAGCUACCAGUUUAUUCUGUAAUUUAGACACAAUUUCACUCUUAUCAUUUGGACCCGACUUUAAGUGCUGAACUUUUCUGAUGGUCCUUUCCUUCGCUCGGUGGAGUUGGAAAAUUUAGUUUGUUUUUUUUUUGUUUUCUCAUUCUAGUUUUUGUUUUUGGUUUAUUUUUCACUGGCCAAUGGUGUCUUUCUCUGACAGUACCGACUUCUAUUUCAACCUUAUUAGGAGUCCAGUAUUUUGUACCACAUUAUGACAACCUGUUAUUCUUGUGGUGUAAAUAAAAAGAAAAAGUUAAUUAUAGUACCACCAUUGUUUCUUUUAGUGAUUUUCUUCAUCUGUUGAUUUAUUAUGCUGAGCUCGUUGGGUAGGCUGUGGGGACUGGUAUUUAAGAGCAAAGUGAAAUUUGUCUGAUUGAUUUCCAAGCAAUCUGGGGGCUAAUGACAUCGAUUCAGAGCUGCUCUCUACCCUUCCCCUACCCCCCGCAAACACUGUGGAUACUUUCUCAUGUCUGUCUUGCAAAUCAUAAUUGAAAUGGUCGGACAGUCUAAAGACUCACCCUGCUCAACUUUAGAAUUUCAGAGAUAAAGCCUUUGUUAUCUUUGGGAAUGUUUAAAAUAUACAUCGAGAGAAGAAUCUGUCUAAACAAUUGCAUUUCACCCAUAGAUUGAUAUCAAAGACUAGCCUUUGCUAAUACAGAAAUGUUCAGGCCAUCCUAAUGCCUUUGUCUCUUUGGUCUUAGAAAUUGCUCUCGUUUUCACCUUAGUACAACCUGCAUUUCGUUUAUGGAUUCAUUUUUUAAUGGAGCAUACAGCCUUCCAUUCCAUUCUUGUUCACUCUGAAAUAAUAGUGGGAAAACAUCCCUGACUUUUCACU